AUGGCCUCGGCUGCCUCUGUGACCAGCCUGGCAGAUGAGGUCAACUGCCCCAUCUGCCAAGGGACCCUCAGGGAGCCGGUCACCAUUGACUGUGGCCACAACUUCUGCCGCAUCUGCCUCACCCACUACCUUGAGAUCCCCAGCCCGGACCCCGAGGAGCCCCCAACCUGCCCACUCUGCAAGGAUCCUUUCCGCCCAGGGAGCUUCCGGCCCAAUUGGCAGCUGGCCAGCGUGGUGGAGAACAUUGAGCGUCUCAAGCUGGUGUCCCGGCUGGACAUAGAAGAGGAGGACAUCUGCCCCGAGCACGGGGAGAAAGUCUACUUCUUCUGCGAGGAUGAUGAGAUGCAGCUGUGCGUGGUGUGCCGGGAGGCCUGGGAGCACCGUGCCCACACUGUGCGCUUCCUGGAGGACGCGGCUGGGCCCUACAGGGAACAAAUACAGAAGUGUCUUGAGUGUUUAAGAAAGGAGAGAGAGGAGAUUCAAGGAAUUCAGUCAAGAGAAAAUCGAAGGAUACAAGUCCUCCUGACUCAGGUGGCCACCAAGAAACAAAAAGUGAUUUCUGAGUUUGCACAUCUGAGCCAGUUCCUGGAGGAACAGCAGAGCAUCCUCUUAGCCCAGUUGGAGAGGCUGGAUGGGGACAUCUUAAAGCAUCGGGAUGAGUUUGAUGUCCUGGUCACUGGGGAAAUCUCCCGGUUUAGCACCCUCAUCGAAGAACUGGAGGAGAAGAAGGAGAGGCCGGCAAGGGAGCUCCUGAUGGAUAUCAGAAGCACUCUAAUAAGAUGUGAAACCAGAAGGUGUCGGAAACCAGAGGCUGUAUCCCCUGAGCUGGGCCAGAGGAUUCGGGACUUCCCCCAGCAGGCCCUCCCGCUGCGGAAGGAGAUGAAGAUGUUUCUGGAAAAACUCUGCUUUGAGUUGGAUUAUGAGCCAGCUCACAUCUCUCUAGACCCCUGGACUUCCCACCCGAAGCUCCUCUUGUCUGAGGACCACCAGCAGGCUCGCUUCUCCUAUAAAUGGCAGAAGUCACCAGACAGCCCCCAGCGUUUCGACCGGGCCACCUGUGUCCUGGCCCAUGGUGGCUUCACUGGGGGGAGACACACGUGGGUGGUGAGUGUGGACUUGGCUCCCGGGGGCAGCUGCACCCUGGGUGUGGUCAGUAAGGACAUCCGGCGGAAGGGGGAGGUUCGGCUGCGGCCAGAGGAGGGGGUGUGGGCGGUGAGGCUGGCUUGGGGCUUCGUCUCGGCCCUGGGCUCCUUCCCCACCCGCCUGGCCCUGGAGGAGCAGCCCCAGCAGGUGCGGGUGUCUGUCGACUACGAGGUGGGCUGGGUGACCUUUGCCAAUGCCGUCACGCAGGAACCCAUCUACACCUUCACUGCCUCCUUCACCCAGAAGAUCUUUCCCUUCUUUGGGCUCUGGGGACGAGGGUCCAAGUUCUCCCUGAGCUCCCAAGAGGGUGCAGCUACCCUCCCCUAA
Messenger RNA from Balaenoptera ricei (Rice's whale), 1470 nucleotides. It is a transcript of the gene TRIM10, whose product is annotated as tripartite motif containing 10. The coding region runs from base 1 to 1470 and encodes 489 amino acids. NCBI's taxonomy places the organism in Eukaryota, Metazoa, Chordata, Mammalia, Artiodactyla, Balaenopteridae. The record is from RefSeq and is a predicted model, not a curated record. The transcript has 7 exons. Gene Ontology annotation, molecular function: protein binding; zinc ion binding.